Syngnathoides biaculeatus (alligator pipefish) is the source of this 4654-nucleotide messenger RNA. RefSeq names its product transcription factor 3b (gene tcf3b). Lineage: Eukaryota; Metazoa; Chordata; Actinopteri; Syngnathiformes; Syngnathidae. The record is from RefSeq and is a predicted model, not a curated record. The transcript has 21 exons. Gene Ontology annotation, molecular function: DNA-binding transcription factor activity, RNA polymerase II-specific; protein dimerization activity; RNA polymerase II cis-regulatory region sequence-specific DNA binding. The coding region runs from base 602 to 2539 and encodes 645 amino acids. Gene Ontology annotation, biological process: regulation of transcription by RNA polymerase II. Gene Ontology annotation, cellular component: transcription regulator complex.
GAUAGCGCUCCGCUGCGCGACCUAGUGCGCGUAGUACUCUCGCGUUUUGAUGACAGAAGCCAAAUGCAGGGAGGAUAUAGAGGUUCGUUUGUAAACAGUAGCCGCGUUUAAACAUCCGAGACGCCCAGAAUUAGGACUCAAGACGGGCUCAUUGAUCGCGUCUCCGAAAGGCGUUUGAAAUCGGACACCGCUGGCGUUGAGGGCCUCACUCCGCGCGCGGAGGGAUACGUUGUUGCGUCUGACAAUGUGGACGGAGGAGGUGAAGAUGUCUACGAGAAGAAUGAAAUCAUCUCCUCACUUGUAACAGUGGGGGGGAAAAAAAAGAAGCCAGACGCGAGAUUCAGCGAGUAGAAUAGAUUCGUUGGCACGCACACUCGGUACACUGGAGCGAAACGCGAGGAGGCGGCCACUUGAAGAGCGAGCUUCCCGGGACAAAGAAGGGGGGAAAAGACGUUCCACGGCGCUCCAAUGCGUCUGGUGCGCUGAGCUCGAAAUUCUCAACUUUUAUGUUUUUCCUCCUCGCCGCCGUCCGCUUUUUUUCUUCGCCGCUCUUGGAUAGCCGACACCCGCGGAGGAGAGGGUUUGUUAGAGACGGAAGGUUAUGACCGAGCAGCAGCAAAGAAUGGCUGCAGUGGGAACUGACAAGGAACUCAGCGACCUCCUGGAUUUCAGUGCGAUGUUCGCACCUCCUGUCGCGAACGGCAAGAACAGAACAAUGACCCUCGCCAGCAGCCAGUUCAGCGGCUCAGCACUGGAUGAGCGCAGCAGCUCUGGUUCCUGGGGUUCGGCGGAACAGAACAGUCCUUCUUUUAGCCAGGGACGGGGCUAUGGAGAAGGAUCCCACUACAGUGAACAUGAAGGCUUGGCCUCUCCUUUCAUAAGUUCUGGGAUUGCAGGUAAAAAUGAGCGGCCAUCGUACUCUCCGUUCGCGAAUCAGCCUGGUUUCCUUCCGAGUGAAAUUGCAAUGCCUAGUCCAGACGCCAUGUCCCCCUCUGGCCUUAAGUCAGGAUCCCAGUUUUACCAAUCCUACCAGAACAAUCCGCGGAGGAGGCCGCCUGAUGGGGGCUUGGACUCCCAACCAAAGAAGAUUCGGAAACCCCCUGGCCUUCCUUCCUCGGUGUAUGCAUCCACCUCCGGUGAUGAAUAUGCCAGAGACAAUGGAGGUUAUCCUGGUGGUAAGCCCGGCACUGUCUACCCGGGCUCUUUCUACAUGCAAGAAGACCCUUGGUCAUCCACCGGCUACUCCGCGAUGCUGAGUAACUCCACUCACAUUGGACCACCGGGAUCCUUCUCAUCACUGAACCCACAAGACAGGAUGAACUAUCCACUGCAUGGCAGCGAAGUCAACGGCUUCCACGCCGCCCCCACCACUUACAACCACACGCCUGCCAUCAACGGAGAGGCCAUCAUGGCAGGCAACAGAGCCACCACAGUGCAAGUCGCCAGUUCUGGAGAUGAAAUCGGCAAGGCUCUUGCCUCAAUUUAUCCGUCGGACCACAAUAGUAAUAACUUCUCCUCAGCUCCAUCUACUCCAGGUUCUCCUCAGGCUAUUACAGGAGGACAGUCUCAAUGGCAAAGACCAACUACACCAAGUUUUGAAGCGCAACCACAUACACUGCAGAGUAAAAUGGAGGACCGUUUAGAGGAGGCCAUCCAUGUGCUGCGGAACCAUGCUGUGGGCCAGGGCCCCGGCUUAGAUGGUGCCCACCCCGACAUGCACAGCCUUCUGUCUGCUGCAGUACACAACGGUGGCCUUGGAUCCCUCUCUCCAGCUUUCCCCAAUGCAAGCCUCGCUCUUAGCAACAGACAUCCUGUUAUGGGAGGGAAACACGAGGAGGCCACUGGCCUUCCGCCCAGCAGCACACUUCUUCACGGCCAUCACGCGUCCGGGUCCACGCCGUCAGUCGGCCAGCCAGAAAGCUUCACCAGUCUUCCUGGUGGGAUGACGCGCUCCACACACUCCUCCAGCAGUUCGGACAUCAAACGAGAAGACAAAGAGGAGGAUGAAAACUCAUCCAACGCAGACAAAUCCGACGACGAAAAGAAGGAUUCCAAAGCAGCACGCAGCCGAACAAGAAAGGAGGCGUUGACCCUCCAGAUGCUCUCUAGCCUUUCAGACCCGAAAGAUGAUGCCUUCACCGUGCGGUCUCCUUCCAGUCAGGACAAUGAAGACGAUGAGGACCUCCCACCCGAAGUGAAGAUGGAGCGCGAGCGGGAACGGCGAGUGGCCAACAACGCCCGUGAGCGGCUGCGAGUACGGGACAUCAACGAGGCGUUCAAGGAGCUCGGGAGGAUGUGCCAACUGCAUCUUAGCCACGACAAACCUCAGACCAAACUUCUUAUCCUGCACCAGGCUGUCAACGUCAUACUGAAUUUAGAACAACAAGUCAGAGAACGUAACCUUAACCCCAAAGCGGCGUGUUUAAAGCGUCGAGAGGAGGAAAAGGUGUCCGGGGUGGUGGGUGAAGCGCCCAUGCAGCUCUCAGGAGGCCACCCAAGUAUUGGAGGAGAUGGCCACAAUCCAGUUGGUCACAUGUAACACCAGAUGCGGCGGUGUUUCCUUGGCUGUCAGAGGUUGUGGCCUUAACAGAUUUCUUCCACCUGUUAACUCUGUGUGUGUGUGUGUGUGGUGUGUGUGUGUGCGUGCGUGCGUGCGUGCGUGUGUGCAUAUGUGGACGCGUCUGUUUUGUCCGUUCAAGUUUCAAGACACGCUCACACAAUUACACACAUGCAAACUGCCAAAAUGGACACAGCCUGUUUGUCGCCCUCCCAACCAAGCAUGACUACGAGCUCAAAUGUGAAGAUUUUUUUUCAAUUUAUAUAUAUAUAUAUAUAUAUAUAUAUAUAUAUAUAUAUAUAUAUAAAUUGAAAAAAAAUAUACAAACUGGACAUUUUGAUUUCCACAAUACAACACCAGAUAACUUUUUUUUUUUUCUCGUUCUACCACAAUUUGGGACUUUUGACACACUGCCGAGAGUUGCUUUGGAAGAAGAAACACAAAUUGAACCAUAAAUUUGUGCCUCAAUGUUACACAAUGUUUUCUAUUUGACAUUUAAGCAAAUUGCUUUACACGUGAGGGACAUUUAUUGUGAGGGAUUGCUUAUGUGUAUGAGCAAUUAUUUUUAAUGUAUGUCAUUCCCAGUGUGAUGGUACAGUCUUACAUAUGUUAUGUAACCAAGCCUGUAGUUGAAUUGCCGAAAUUCAGUGACUUUUUUUUUUUUCUUUUUUUUUUUUUUUUCUAAAUCAGCAAUUGUUUGAGGAGGCCAUAAAAUGAAAGGUGGCCAUUUUUGGACAGUCCGGAAGCGGCGGUCUUAAGCGAAGGACCGCCUGCAUCCCGCGAGGCUAUCUGGACACGCUGGAAUUGACGCUCUUUAAUUCCCGGAAGCAUAUGUGAAUUGUCACCCCACGAAAGAGUUCUUCCUCGUUUCUUUUUUGGGACAACAACUUCAAAAUGUUCAAGCUGUUCUCGUGACUUCAGGUGUCUCUACUGCUUUGCUACUAAAGCGCACACACAAACAAGACAAAGCACAGUCGUGUAAGAUGUCCCGUCGGGUGAAAAAACAACAACAACAAAAGAAGCCAUUGUAGGCCCUCACGGAGAGCCAGGCGCUUUGAAAUGGCUCGCCGACAAUGCCAGCAGACUUGAGGGCUAUGAUUUAUUGGACCCCUGAACUGAUACUCUGGAAAAGUUUUUUUUUUUCUUCCCCCCCCCAUCCUCUCUCCCCCCCUUGAUGGAGGCAACUUUUGGUCCGACCACCGUUUUGACGUCACGGCGGCUUUCUUUUCCCAGAAACAAGCAUUCCCACCGAAAUAGCGAACCCUCGCCUUCCUCCUUCCACCCUCUUAGCAAGACAAGCGCGACGUGUCAAUUCACUCCGUACGUCACUCUCGACACGUUUCAUUUUUCAAAAAAAAAAAAAAAAAAUUAAAUAUAUAUAAAAAUAUAUAUUUUUUGUUAGCCUAUACAUUGUAGAUUUUUUUACAUAAAUGGCAAUAUUAGUUGAAGUUUAGAGUGUAUUGUAGAUGAACUUUACAAAGGGGGGAUGUCGGACACGUGAUGAUAAAUUGAAGCAGGGCGAGAUUGAAAAGGUUGUUGAGAAGGUUGUUAAAUUCCUCUUUUGAGUUGAAGGCUACUUGGGUGAAUUGUUGAACUGUUUUGGGGGGCACUGAGUAUAAAUAUGGAGUCGGUUUGGGUGAACAGUAAUUAUGCAACUGGUUCUUUGAAUGUAGCCACCAUACUUAAUGUGGAUCGCCUUCAUGUGUCGAGGAGUUUGGUUUUUCCAUUUCACCCUUUUCUCCCCCCCCACCCCUCAACGCGCGUCUUUCAGCCGUUUCGGCACGAGGCGACGGCUAACGAGGAGAACAAAUCAGUGUUAUUGUGAUGUUAUUCCCAUGUCAUGUUGUCAAUUUCUCCUACCGACAUGUAAUAGAUGGCAGGGAGAGUUUUUUUUUUUGUACAAGUGAUGAAGAUGAAGAAAAAAAGAAGACCUAAACAAAUCAGCAGCGUGGCCUUUUUCAUCCUCAAGACGUAACGAUGUCAUAAAGGGAGAGUGAUACCUUAUCAGUGCCUGAACUUGUAUUUUUCAUUUUGUUUUGUCAACCAUAUUUCAUUUAUCAUGGAGAUUAAAAGAGGUACUUGUUCAUUCCCCCAACC